AUGGCAGAUUGGUGGCCGCCGUGGCCGGCACUGGGCAGGAAGAGAAAGAUCCAGGAGAAGACGGGAGUUCCGGCCUUCCGACAGACGUUGUGCGACGUGGAAGAGGGACGCAGUUGGGAAGACUUGGGUCAUCCCAGACAGGUCCCGGUGGUGCUGAAUCGCCCGGUGAAUGAUCAUGACGAAGCCUUGUUGAGGGCUGUCACUGAAGGCAAUGGUCAGGAAGCAGUCGCGCUGUUACGGGGCUUUCAGGACCCAGACUGCCGAGAUUUGUUGGGAGAGACCGCGCUCUCCAAGGCAAGUCAAGCUGGGGACUUGCAGCUUUUGACGAUGUUGCUGGAGGCGGGCGCUGACAAGGAGUUGGGAGAUCUGCACGGCACAAGGCCAUUGCACUUGGCCGCGUUGCGCGGUCACCUGGAGGUAGUGAGAACUUUGGUGGAAGCAGGUGCAGAAACGUCCAAGGCUGAUUCGCACGGUGCGGUUGCGCUACAUAUGGCGGCCCUGAACGGUGAGGUGGAAGUGGUGCGUUUCUUGGUGGAAUUGGGCGAUGACCAAAAUGUGCUGGGCGAUCUGGGUGCGACACCUUUGCACAUCGCGGCAGAGCGUGGACACGUGGAAGUGGUGCGGUAUUUGGUGGAAGCGAGAGCUGACAAAGACAAAGUGAACCAACGUGGUGCACCAGCCAUCCACAUGGCAGCACUCAGUGGCCAUGUCGCUGUGGUCCAACUUCUGGUCGACUUGGGGACUGACAAAGAUCAGUCCGACUGCAACGGAGCGGGACCUUUACAGCUCUCUGCCGAGCAGGGCCAACUGCCGGUGGUGACGUAUCUCACCGAGGUCAGCUGCGACCUGCAAAAGGCGGACCUCCACGGCACCGUGCCGUUGCACAUGGCUGCCUUGCACGGGCAUCUCGAUGUGGUGCGGGCCCUGGUGGCGGCUGGCGCGGAGAAGGACUACGCAGAUCAUCAUGGAGCCGUGCCGUUGCAUAUGGCCGCUUUGAAUGGUGAAACCGAGAUCGUGCGCUUCCUGGUGGAGGCUGGAAACGACCCAGAUAGCAUGGCCGGUUUGGGUGCCACGGCGCUUCACAUCGCGGCGGAGCGAGGUCACGGGGCCCUGGUGCGCUACCUGUUGGACGUGGGAGCCAGCGUUCAGAAGCAGAAUCUGCGGGGCAAGAGCGCGCUGCACAUGGCCGCCCUGAGCGGUCACCUGGAAGUACUUCGUCUCUUACUUGCUGAAGGAGUUGACAAAGAUCAGCUGGAUCUGCAAGGUUCGACAGCCCUUUUGUUGGCUUCAAAGCAGGGCCAUCUUCCAGUCGUGACUUUCUUAUUGCAUGCCUUGGCAGACCCUGACAGAUGUCGUCCUGGUGGUACGAGCCCUUUACAUGAGGCGGCUUUCGCAGGGCAUUGGCAGGUGGUGGCUGCAUUACUGCAGUUUUGCCAGCAGUUCGAUCCAGUGGACGACCAUCAGGCUCUGCCCUUGUAUCUGGCUGCCGAGAAUGGUCAUGCCAAAGUGGUUCGCUGCUUGUUACAAGCGAAAGCCGACAAGGAGCACAGCGUGCACUCCGUGAGCCCGCUGCAUGCUGCUGCACGGCAUGGCCACUUGGAGGUGCUGAUACUCUUGUUGGAGGCCAAGGCUGACUGCGACAAGGUCAGCGUGGAAGGCAGCCGAGCCCUUCAUUACGCCGCACGCUACGGCCAUGCCGAGCUUCUGCGUUGCCUCAUGGAGGCUGGGGCGGAGCUGAAUGCCGUGGACGGGAACUCACGCAGCGCCUUGUACUUGGCUGCGGAGAUGGGACAUGUCCAGGUGGUUCAGCGGCUCCUGGAGGCUCGUGCCCGAGUCCACCAAGCAGAUCGCCGUGGAGAAAGUCCGUUGCAUGCAGCUGCUGCCAGUGGUUCGGUGGAGGUGGUUCAACUUCUGAUGUCUGCGGGUGCAGAGAAAGAUCACGUCGGGCAACAAGGAUCGGUCCCAUUACACAUAGCUUCCUUGAACGGGCAUUUGGAUGUGGUACGUGCCCUGGUAGAGGCAGGGGCUGACAAGAACAAGGCGGGGCGAGGGUCAGAACGUGCCAUGAGGAGUUGCGAUGGUGAGCGCGUACCUUACCCGAAAUGGCUUUGGCACCUGACAAUGCAAAGCAAUGCAAAAGAACAAAAAUUGGUGGUCUCGGCGUGGAACCUCAUUUCUCCAUGA
Molecule: messenger RNA, 2184 nt
Organism: Cladocopium goreaui
Lineage: Eukaryota; Dinophyceae; Suessiales; Symbiodiniaceae
Source: the annotation of a GenBank genome assembly